Molecule: messenger RNA, 537 nt
Organism: Trifolium pratense (red clover)
Lineage: Eukaryota; Viridiplantae; Streptophyta; Magnoliopsida; Fabales; Fabaceae
Product: bZIP transcription factor TGA10-like
Exons: 3
Coding region: 1-459 (152 amino acids)
Biological process (GO): DNA-templated transcription
Molecular function (GO): sequence-specific DNA binding
Source: RefSeq, a predicted model, not a curated record
AUGAUUAAGAAUCAUGCUGAUUCAAACAAACCAAUUUCAUGUAUCAUAAACAACCCUUUCCUUCCAUGGAUAAUUGUAAGUCAAAUAGAGCCACUUACGGAGCAACAAAUACUUGGAAUAUGUGGGUUGCAACAAUCAACACAAGAAGCAGAAGAAGCACUUUCACAAGGGCUUGAUGCACUUAACCAAUCUCUUUCAGAGACUAUAACAUCAGACUCUUUAAGCUGUCCUCCUAAUAUGGCUAACUACAUGGGACAAAUGGCUCUUGCCAUCAACAAGCUCUCUACUCUUGAAACUUUUGUCAGACAGGCAGAUAAUCUGAGGCAUCAAACAAUUCAUCGUCUGCAUCAGCUGUUAACAACUCGUCAAGCUGCAAGGUGUUUCGUUGCAAUGUCUGAGUAUUUCCAUCGUCUUCGAGCAUUGAGUUCUCUCUGGUUGACCCGCCCUCGCCAAGAAUAGUGUGUGAGUGUGCGUGUGUGUGUGGUAGAAUUAGUAAUGGAUCAGGAUUUCCAGUUGGAAUUAACCGUAUGAAAUGUA